AUGAACGUCAUGAACAAAGGCACAGAAGGAGAGAACUUUUACAUCCCCAUGUCCAAUGCGACAGGGGUGGUCAGGAGUCCUUAUGAGUACCCGCAGUACUACCUUGUCAAUGUAUGGAUUUACAGGCUUAUGGCUCUAUACAUGUUUUUCCUGAUCUGCACGGGUCUGCCCAUCAACGUGCUCACGCUGGUGGUCACAGCCAAGCACAAGAAGCUGAGACAACCCCUCAACUAUAUUCUGGUCAACUUGGCUGUAGCUGGAACCAUGAUGUGCUUAUGUGGAUUUACUGUCACUUUUAUCACGGCUCUUAAUGGCUACUUCGUUUUUGGACCAAUGGGCUGUGCCAUCGAGGGUUUCUCUGCUACUCUGGGAGGUGAAGUUGCUCUGUGGUCACUGGUCGUUCUGGCCGUUGAGAGGUACAUGGUUGUCUGCAAGCCCAUGGGCAACAUCAAAUUUGGCAAUGCCGCUGCUGGCACGGGAGUACUUUUCACAUGGAUUGCUGCAUUGUCUUGUGCUGCUCCCCCACUGUUCGGCUGGUCAAGGUACAUGCCUGAGGGAAUGCAGUGCUCCUGUGGGCCUGACUAUUACACUCUGAACCCUGCCUAUGACAACGAGUCCUAUGUCAUCUACAUGAUGACCUUCCAUUUCCUUGUCCCUGUUGUCAUAAUUUUCUUCACCUAUGGAUGCCUUGUUCUCACAGUGAAAGCGGCCGCAGCUCAGCAGCAGGACUCAGCCUCCACCCAGAAGGCCGAGAAGGAGGUGACACGCAUGUGUGUCCUGAUGGUGGGCGGCUUCCUGGUGGCAUGGACCCCCUAUGCCAGCUUUGCUAUGUGGAUUUUCUACAACAAAGGAGCAACUUUCAAUGCACUGACAAUGGCUCUUCCUGCCUUUUUCUCCAAGACCUCAGCCGUGUUCAACCCUGUUGUUUAUAUAGGAAUGAACAAACAGUUCCGUGGGUGCAUGAUGCAGACAGUCUAUGGCAUUACCCCAGAGGAUGAGACUUCAGUCUCACAGAGCAAAACAGAAGGGGCAUCCCUGUCGGGUUCCCCUGUGUAUAGGGAAUGGAAUAGAGGCCGUCUGGUUGGUUAUAACAGAAGCUGAUGGUUGAGCGUAGAUUAUCUCUAUCCAUUGCCUGAACGCAGUUCCAAACCCAAAUUGUUCCAAAGCCUCUUGCAUGUAAGGCCAGCCCAUUUGAUCAAACGCACGCUGCGCAUCCAAUGAGAUGAUGGCUGCCUCUGUGGUGUGUUUACUGUACAUAAUAUUGAAGAGGCGGCGCAGAUUAAAGUGUAGUUGCCUCCCUGGCAUAAAGCCAGUCUGAUCAGAAUGCACAAUAUCACAAAUAAACUUUUUCAGUCUAUCUGCAAGAAUCUUACCCAGUAUCUUGGUUUCUGCAGGCAGCAGUGAGAUUGGACGGUAUGAGGAAGCCAAUAGGGGAUCACGUCCAGGCUUUGGGAUAACUGCUAUACUAGCAUUGUAUAACGUGGGUGGAAGCACAGCAGUUUCCUUAGAGUGGUUAAACAUGCGCAUUAGUAAAGGCGUCAAAUCUGGUUUAAACUUCUUAAAAAAGUCCAUAC
Messenger RNA from Engraulis encrasicolus (European anchovy), 1574 nucleotides. RefSeq names its product green-sensitive opsin-1-like. Gene Ontology annotation, cellular component: photoreceptor outer segment; plasma membrane. Gene Ontology annotation, biological process: G protein-coupled receptor signaling pathway; visual perception; cellular response to light stimulus. The coding region runs from base 1 to 1101 and encodes 366 amino acids. Lineage: Eukaryota; Metazoa; Chordata; Actinopteri; Clupeiformes; Engraulidae. The transcript is spliced from 6 exons. Gene Ontology annotation, molecular function: G protein-coupled photoreceptor activity. The record is from RefSeq and is a predicted model, not a curated record.